UGGAAGUAUUACUAUUUACUUUAUUUACACCUAUGAAAAGUACACUUUUAAGUUUGGGUGAACAAAAUGCAAUAUUUAAGAUGUCAAUACAUCCGAGAGUUAUCCAAAAGCAAGGAUGUUUAAAGUGGAGCUGGUGCCGACGUGGUAUACCUAAUACAUUUUGGUUCAAGGAAUUGGCAUUUCUGCAUGAUUUUGUCAAAAUAAGAAAAGACAAUUGCAGUUUAUUAGGACAAAAUUCUUCACAGCAUGAAGAUUUUUGCGAUUCUCCAGACAUUUUAGAAGGCCUUGUUGAUUCAUAUGCAGCACCACCAAUAAAAAAAAAAAAUGAAAGCGAACUAUCAAACGCCGGUUUCAAGUCACAACAUGUGCAAAGAGGAUGAUAUGCUGGAAGCUGCUGUUUCUGUAUUGAAAAUUUGUCCAAUCCUACCGUCAAUGAGGAGGACGACGAAUUUUGCAAUUUUAUGAAACAAGAAUUUAAGACGAUCUCAAACAGAGAUACUCGAGACAAACUUAUCCAGACAAUGAUGUGAGCUAUGUUGGAAGUAAAAAAACAACAAUACAUGCUGGAUAAAGAAAACAUUUUAGAUGUUUGAAAAUACGCAGUAUUU
Messenger RNA from Stomoxys calcitrans (stable fly), 608 nucleotides. RefSeq lists its product as uncharacterized. The record is from RefSeq and is a predicted model, not a curated record. The coding region runs from base 33 to 380 and encodes 115 amino acids. NCBI's taxonomy places the organism in Eukaryota, Metazoa, Arthropoda, Insecta, Diptera, Muscidae. The transcript is spliced from 3 exons.